CAUUGUAGUGUGUAGAAUCUCACUUGACUUUUGUUAUCUUUCUUUCUUGGAUACAACUUUUCUUUUUUUUGAGAAAACAAACAUGGCUGUUGCCGUUUUCUUUGUCUUUGGCAGCUUGGUGGGUGUUAUUGCUCAGGAAAUGCGUCUGGAGGCGGACAGGCCCUCAAUGAGGGUCACUGUCUCUGACCAAGCUACCUUGAAAUGCUGCUGCAACAAAGAGCCAUCAAAUUUCACAUGGAUCAAAUAUCAAUCAAAUUCUAAAAUGGUACAUGUGACACUGUCAGAUUUUGUGGUUAAAGGUAAUCAGUCUGUGCAUCGUGAUUUAUGGUGCGGCACACUCACCUUCAAGUCGGUCCAGCUGAAUGACACUGGGCUGUACCAAUGUUACCUGACUGGAACCAUCUUUACGUACGGCACCUACCUGCAGGUCUAUGAGCCAAUGAAGAAAACAAUAAAUCUCAGUGAAAGCACCAAAAACACAAUCCUGAUGGUUGAAGGAAUCCUACUGUUUCUCUGUGUGCUGGUCCCAUCUUCCAUUCUUCUGUUUAAGUCAAACAGGCUGAAUGAGCUGGAAAUGAAGAAAGCAAAGAGAGAAGAGGAAAACAUAUAUCAGGGGCUAAAUCUGGAUGACUGUUGUACAACAUAUGAUCAGAUUGAACGCUCCCAGGCACAGGACCCCUACCAGGAUGUGGGCAACAUUAUGGAAGAAAGGGAAGAAAUUCAGCUGGAGAAACCAUGAAGGAAAAUGGAGACACAAAAAACAAGUCUUUUUCAGACAUUACAAUUGUUUUAAAGCAAGCUUAUGGCAGCGAACACUGGAUUUGAGAACAUUUUGUACAUAUGAUAAAUGUAAACCUUUAGCUUCUGAAAUCCUAUUGCUUGAUCAGAAUAUUUUAAGGAUUGUAAUAGCAAUUGCCAAACAAAUCACAUCACCGGGUUCAUUUAAUCGGGACUGUCGCCAGAAUCUUUUUUUUUUCAUGUUCACUACUUUUGUUAAUUCAAAAGUAGCUAUUUGCAUUGCUGCUUUUUUCUUUUCUGAACCCUGACACAAUUAUAUAUACAGACUGUAGCAAAAAAAGAUCCCAUAUAUUCAGAUUAUGGCUUUGAAUAAUAGUGUGCAAUUUAAAAAUUCCUAGAUGAACUUGCUUAUGAGAUUAUUAUUUUUAAAGGCAUAUUGUUAAUUUUUACUUGCAUAUAAUACUUUUAUCGUGUUUUCAUGCUUGAAUUACUAUAUGCAGAACAUACUGGAGAUAUACAGGAAUGCUGAAAUAUUAAUAAAUCUCCUACAAAUGGCUCUAAACUGUGUGAUUAUUAAACAUCGCCUUAAUCUGCAACCUGGUGAAUCAGGCUCAGUAUUAUUUCAACAAAAGGUACAAUUGAAUUACUAUAUGUAUAACAUACUGGAGAUAUACAAGAAUGUUGAAAUAUUAAUAAAACUCCUACAAAUGGCUCUAAACUGUGUGAUUAUUAAACAUCGCCCUAAUCUGCAACCUGAUGAAUCAGGCUCAGUAUUUUAACAAAUGGUACAAUUGAAUUACUAUAUGUAUAACAUACUGGAGAUAUACAAGAAUGCUGAAAUAUUAAUAAAACUCCUACAAAUGGCUCUAAACUGUGUGAUUAUUAAACAUUACCUUAAUCUGCAACC
This is a messenger RNA of Cololabis saira (Pacific saury), 1645 nucleotides long. It is a transcript of the gene cd79a, whose product is annotated as CD79a molecule, immunoglobulin-associated alpha. Gene Ontology annotation, biological process: B cell differentiation; B cell receptor signaling pathway. Gene Ontology annotation, cellular component: external side of plasma membrane; B cell receptor complex. The record is from RefSeq and is a predicted model, not a curated record. The transcript has 5 exons. Lineage: Eukaryota; Metazoa; Chordata; Actinopteri; Beloniformes; Belonidae. Bases 83 to 739 code for a protein of 218 amino acids.